This is a messenger RNA of Procambarus clarkii (red swamp crayfish), 5341 nucleotides long. Its product is annotated as TIP41-like protein. Gene Ontology annotation, cellular component: cytosol. NCBI's taxonomy places the organism in Eukaryota, Metazoa, Arthropoda, Malacostraca, Decapoda, Cambaridae. Gene Ontology annotation, biological process: TOR signaling. The record is from RefSeq and is a predicted model, not a curated record.
GUCCGCUGCUAGACCAGCCGUUGGUUGCCGUGAGGUGUGGGUCCGCUGUUAGACCUGGUAUUAUAGGGAGAUGAGGGUCCGCAUCCGCUAGACCAGGCGUUGGUUGUCGUGAGGUGUGGGUCCGCUGUUAGACCUAAUAUUACAGAUAGUUUCAGAAUGUCAAACCCAGUCGAACCCAGACUUCCUCCACCAGUGUGCGAAGAGUUUGUGUUUGGUGAAUGGACCUUAAGGGUCACAAAAAGUCACAUCAUGGGGUCCCAGUGUGAGUCACCUACACAGUGUGAGGAAAACACGGGGGUGAAUAAGCUGUGUAAUUGGUGCCGAUACGAAAAAUUGUUGACACUACCUUCCCUGCCAGACAUGGUGUUUGCCAACAACUGUCUGCAAAUUGAACAUAAGGAUGGGGGCAGCAUCUCAUUUAAUGCCUUUGAUGCUCUAGAGUGCGUUAAUGAUAGAGAGGACACAUUACAAGUGGCGCAUGCUGAAGUAUGGAAAGAAGCCAGAGCAGAUUGUGAGUUUGUUAAAAAGGUGGUGAAGCCUUACGAUUGGACUUACACUACAAAUUUUCGAGGAACACUCUCUGGAGGACUUAAGGCUGAGACCUCAACUGAACGCAUUGAUCUUGACAAAUUACGAGUACGUGAGGAAAUAAAGUUUUAUGAAGAAAUUUUCCUAUACGAAGACGAAUUGGAUGACAAUGGAAGCACGAGAUGUGUUGUAAAAGUGAGAGUGAUGCCCAGUGGAUUUUUUGUGGUAUUCCGACACUAUCUGCGUGUUGACCAAGUAAUUGUGAGGGUCAACGACACCAGACUGUACAGCCCUGUCGGCGCCUCAUAUAUACAGAGGGAAACCUCGUCAAGAGAGGCCCCAAUCUCAAAAUUACAUGUGGAUUCAUCAGUGUACAACAAUCCAGACCUGGUGUGGCAACACCUUCCUCUGGUCAAUGAGAAAAUUGACAAACUUGUCCUGGAGUCAUGAGAAACAGUCUCAUGAGUUUUUAAGACAAAUUCCCAUUUGUGGGGCAGUCCACAUAUUUAUGGUAGGUUGUCAAAGGAACCUUGCAGGCUAUGUGAAAAGUAAUUAUAAUAAGAUUGAAUCUGCAAAGGGGAGGUAUACUUUCAUCAUAACUUAAUAGACAAAGUAAAACGGUGUACAGAGAACCAUUUCUGUACUGUCCUUGUUCAUGGGCAAGGUGUCACUUUAUGUAAAGCAUGCCCAAUAAUUCUUAUGAAUUAUUUGGCACAUGUGAAACAAGAAAGAAAACAUUUUCAUGUAUGCUAAAUCUUCAGAAGACAAAGCUGUGUAGAAAUUUUUGAACACUUGGUAAUAGUGGCAAUAUAGGUGGUUUGAUGUCAUGUUUUCAGAGUAGCUUCAUGAUGUACAUGCACAAUUUUCUAAAAGCAGUCAGUGUUAGUACCCAAGAUUUAUUUUCCUAUAGAAAAGAAGGGUUUCUGUCUGAUCCUCCAUCACACUUGUGUGUUCGUAGCUUGGCUUGAAUUACAGGACAUUUAACUUUCCAUAUUGCUGCAACAGUUCUUGAUUUGCUCAGUGCUCUCACCGCUUUUCAUUUUCCAAGUUUGUCUACUCUUGCAUCCUCUCACUCAAAAUGAUCUGUAGUCAUUCUUUAGUAGGCCUAUUCACCUUGUUUUACUUUUUUGUUCUUUCAUUUUAUGUAUUUUCCACUGUCCUCUGCCAUUUGUUCCACACUGUGCAGUCUCAGUAGGGUUCCUCUGGUCAUCUCUUUAGUUAUUUCCUCUCCAUUUGAUCUCCCAACUUCAUGGAUUACACCUUUCUAAUACCAAAUAUACUUUUGUCAGCUCUCAAAUUUGGGUCACCUGCUCAUAGGGAGACAUCCAUAUAAAUGUAGUGGUUUCCAUACAUGCACAAAGUCUAGGGCUCAGUAGUAUUACAAAUUAAUGCACAUGCCAAAUGUAACUUUCAUUCUGGCCCCUUGCCCUUAAUUAAGGCACUUCUUGGUGUUACACCCCCCCCACUGUACUGUUUGGUUGCUUUUGCAAGUGCCGAAGUAUAAUUUAUCAUGUGUAUGUCGUGUGUGUGCAUGCGCUCUACAUCCUUUUCCUGUAUAUUUAAAAAAAAAUAUUUUUGGUAUUCAUUUCCUUUUACAAAUCUGCCUAGCAAAUAGCAUCACCUCUAAUAUAUCAAAGCUGGUUAUGUAUCUCUCGUUAGUAUGCUUUUCCUAGGCUAUGUCAUUCUGAGAAUUAUCAAUGUCCUGCCAUGUGACCUCCACAAUCCCUUUAAGUGGUAUUUUAAGUCCCCUUGCAACAUACAACAUUAAAAUUCUCGACAUGGUAUAGAGAUGUUUGUGCAUUGCCAUAUUGGUGUAACAUCUGGUUCAUGUUUAACAAGAGUCAAAUUGAUGACUUGCCAAUAAAGUCUUAACUUUUCCUGGUUUGGCCUUGAUAUAAAGCACUAAUAAGUUGAGCAAGCUUCUUGAUUAAAAUAUAAUUUUAUGUAUUUGAAGACUCAUACAAUCUGGAAGGAAUUGCAAUGUCUUGCACAGGAAGUUUGUAGGCAAGUUAUAUUUUUUUGCUGCAGUUAUGCAUUAUAAAGGAAACUGGGCUUCCUGUGUUUUUAAAUAUAAAAAGAUUUAAUUAACAAAAUGAGGCAUCAAGCUGGAAAGAUAUUCAAAAGGUCCUAAAUAUCACUGAAGAUGCCAAUACAAGAGCAAAAAGAGAUGCGGCAUCAAAUUCACCAAGGAUUCAAUCUAGGAACGUUGGGAAAAGAAAACUUACAGAACUAAGUGGGAGGUCAAAAUGCAUAGACAAAUGGUCUCAUUGAUACAGGAUGGUAUUUGAAGAAAUGCACGAUAACACUUCAUUUGAUAGCCCCCCUUAAUAUUCCAUAUGUGGCUUAAAAGGAUGUUACUGCCAAUACUGUUUUUCCUUAAAGACCAUUAAAUGUCCUUGGAUACCAAACUAAGUAAUACAAAAAUUCAAAUUAGGCACAAAAUAUGAUUUAUAGCACAACCUAUUUUCUGUCAUCUAAGGUGGUGCUGCCCUCCCUGUGGUGUAAACCAAGGAAGGAAAUAUUUACUCUGACCAUUUUAUGGUCAAGGCUAAACAGACAAUUGCCAAAGAAAAAUUUAGUUAUAACAUUUAUUAUUAUUGGGGUUCAUAAACUAUCAAUGCAUUUGAUACAAAAGUUUACAACAAUUUUGUACAAAAAUAGCAACAUCUUGACCAAUGUACUACUUUGCCAUAUACUUCCUAGGCACACAGUCACUGCCAAUCUGAGAUUCAUAACAAUGAUGCAUAUUCAUACCUAGAGUAUCACUAAAUAACUGUGCAGUUGGGUGGACCAGCCCCAAAGUCUCAUGGCAACCUUUUAAUUGUACAAAGGAACAGUCAGGUUCAUCAGCAAAACAACAUUACUAGCCAAAAGUAAAAUUUUAAAUAUUUUUUUAUGAAAAUUUUAAAAAGUAAAAAAAUUAAUUAUACCCAAAACCUUAAAGCAAGGCUUCAAACCGAGGAAAACAAACAAUUGCAGGUUGUACAUUUAAAUACAGCAAAAUAAAAAAAAAUGGAAAAAUAUAUAUAAAAAAAAAAAAAAGCAAGCUGAAGUUAAGAGUACAGCCUAAUUACAAAUUUUAGAUGUGUAAACUUAAAUUUAUCUUGUCACAAAGUCCUUUCAAACCUCAUGUCCAGUCCUCAACUAGUGCAUAAACUAUCUUUCACAAAUAUGAAAAUAUUUAAGAAAAUUGUCAGUUUUCUACAUUUUUAGUACGGUAAAUACAAAUAUGCAAAUCUCUAUCUUAAAACGUAAUUCCUGAAAUGCAGAUCUUUACUAAAUGGAAAUACAGCAGACACCAGCCCAGAUAGAUAUUCCUACAAACACCACAAUCUUAUAUACAACAACUUAAUGAACUGACAUGAAUACUGGUGGUACCAGUAAUAAGUAUAGUGUUAGCAAAAUAACCAAGUGAUCCUGUGAAAUGUUCUUUGAUGCUAAUAUUUUUUCUAUUAUCCUUGAAGCUUUUUAAGACUAAUUUAACAAUUUUAAAACUAUCUGGCAUAUAAUAAAGAAAACUAAUUUCAAUUCUGAAGUUCUAUUUCAAAAUAAAAUUAUGGUGACAGUAGUGCACAUCUUAAUAUUUUUGCCCAAAACAUAAGGUUAACAAUGAGAUUUAAGACACUCCAUUCUUACUGAAAAUGUUAAAAUUAUUAUAUAAGCCGCAAUGCGAGUGAAAUGCCAAAUUUCAGUCAUUUAACCAAUUGUUAUGACCUUCCUAGGAAUAAAAUGACACUUUAGUUGACUGAUAUUACAGUUUAGUUGACUAUAUGGUCAACUAGCAGUAAUCCUGAUGCACAUUAUAGUAAGAUAUAUACAAUGAAGUCCACAAGCUUUGUGCACACACAAUACCCAAGGUCACUAUAUAAUUUAUAAUCAGUAUAUGGAAUGCUUUCUACCAAUAUUGGCAGUUUAUUUAAGUACCAACAACCUGGCAAUGUUAUACUCUCACAACAGUCACCAUCUUUGCAGCAAUCACCAUGAAUGCUUCACCCACACAAUGGCAUCUCGCCAACUAGCAAGAACAGCACCCUGACUGUACAAGUCUAGUAAAAGGCUGCAGUACAAGAGCACAAUUUCAAGUGCCAUGUUAGCAACAGCUGAGCCAAAAUGUGUUAAAAAAGGCAAUGCCAUUAACUACAUGAAGGUUUAAAUUACUUUACCCCAAACUGUACAUUACACAAAAAAAAUUUCCUUGAAAACAAUCAAUAAUUUGUUAAAUACCUCAAAACUCUCAAUGACAAAGCUAUGUUUAUUCAUUCACAUCACCUACCUUCCUGAAGAGGGACUUUCAGCCUUCUCCCCAGUAGUGACUCGAUACCUUUGCUAACCUGGCCUGGAAGAAAAACUAAUAUGGCACACUGUACCAAACAGUACACUAUAAACUAAAAAUAUUUAUCCUAAAGUAAAAAACAAAACAAAAACUUUAAAAUUAGCAAACUACAAAUUAAAUCUUUACUAACAAGGUAUCUUAGAUAGCCUGUGCAUAGAGAUUCCAAAUGGCUGUCUGGCUAAUCUCCCUAGACUUGGCCAUGCUGGGUUGGUUAGACUAGUGCUCAACACAUUUACAUUUAACAAGGUUCAUCAUAUAUUAACCAAAAUAAACUAUGAACUCCUAACAAUAACAGCAGAAAAGUGAGAUUCAGUUUAAUAACCAAUAUGGACUAAUUAAAAAUUUAACUUCCCCCCCCCUUAAGAUAAGCACAACAAAAUAAGCAUGCAAUGUUAAAUUGAUUGAUUGUAUACUGUACUUGUAAUUACAUUGCCAAAUGUACAAAUUUGUACUGCUCAGAGUUAAAGUGUUUAUCAAUUU